Cherax quadricarinatus is the source of this 2606-nucleotide messenger RNA. The record is from RefSeq and is a predicted model, not a curated record. Lineage: Eukaryota; Metazoa; Arthropoda; Malacostraca; Decapoda; Parastacidae.
CAUCUAGAGCAGGGACUGCAAGAAAAGGAGCAUCCUCAUCUAGAGUAGAGUCUGCAAGGGAUAAAACACCUUCAUCUAGAGCAGGAACUUCAAGGGAUGAAAUAUCUACGUCUAGAGCAGGGACCGCAAGGGAUGGAUCAUCUUCAUCUAGAGCAGAGACUGCAAGGGAUAGACCAUCCUCAUCUAGAACAGGGACUGCAAGGGAUAGAGCAUCCUCGUCUAAAACAGGGACUGCAAGGGAUAGAGCAUCCUCAUCUAAAACAGGGACUGCAAGGGAUAGAGCAUCCUCAUCUAAAACAGGGACUGCAAGGGAUAGAGCAUCCUCAUCUAAAACAGGGACUGCAAGGGAUAGAGCAUCCUCAUCUAAAACAGGGACUGCAAGGGAUAAAGCAUCCUCAUCUAGAACAGGGACUGCAAGGGAUGGAGCAUCAUCUAGAGCAGGGACUGAAAGCAAUGAAAUGCCAGCUAGAGCAAGGAGUGCAAGAGAUGAAAAUCAAUAUAUAAAGGAACAUAAAACUGUGGUAUUAUCCAAGCCAGACUCUGAGAAUGAUUAUAACAAAGGGCACAGAACUAGACCCAUGUUAAGUGCUGGGAGAAAGAGAUCUGAAAAUAGAUAUAUCAGUGAAGACAGGACUAUGGUAUCUGUGGCAAAAUCUGCAAACAGGAGAGAGGGCAAUAAUGAAGACACUGAAAUAGAAUCAUCCACACUGGGAUCACAAAAUGAACACAGGAAUUUUGGUGAACAUUUGUCAGGAUCAGGGUGUGCAAGAAGUGAAGAUCACCUCUCAAGUGAUAGUAAAUCAUCAUCCAGGGUCGAGUCUCCAGUCGUAGAAAAUGAGCUUGACAUUGGCUACAGUUGUCAAAAUGUAUCUGUAAUAGUCUCUGAGAAUGAGUAUCAGCAUGUUAGUCAAAAUGAUAAUGAAGGUAAUAAGCAAAACUUUCAAGAACAGACAGAACCUCUUUCCUCAAGACCUCAAGCACAUAGAGAGGACAACAGGCUUGGUGACAAUCUAGAAGACCUAGAGGCAUCUGUACAAGAGCAAACUGAAGAGAGGAUGAGCAAUUUUGUAAAUUCAGACUGCAGCAGAGCAUCAGUGCUUGUAAUAUCUCCCACCCCUGAUGAAGAAAUGGGAGGCCAGAUACAAGUCAUCACCAAAUCUUUUGUUGGAAACUUUAUGAAAUUUUCUAGGAAUAACAACUCAACUGAACCACCAGUAGCUACAUCGUCAGCUUUAAGUGAGGAUUCAGAUACCCUCAGAAAUUUAAAAAAUCUAAAAUUGUAUACUGGAAUACAUGAUAAUCAAAGACCAUUAAAUGUUAGAAAUUGUAUUGAUGACAUGAGAUCUGAAAUACAGAUGCUGAAACAAAAGAGUAAAGCAGUAAUAGGAUCACAGUGCAAUGAAAAAUCAAAAGGCAGGCCAAUAGUUAUAAAUAUCAGAUGCAAAAGUCCUGUUAAAUUUGAUGUACCUUUUGAUAACUUCUUCCAAAUGCAGCCAAACAGGAAGAAAAAUUUUGCAACCACUGCAAGGCUAAAAACAUGUGAUAAGCAAAAAGAAAAUCUAACUCUUCAGGAGGCUUUAGCAAGAGCCCGUCCUGACUAUAUACAGAGGCCAGUGACCGACGCGCCCUUAUUCGCCUGAAAAAGGAAAUGCGGCAAGCAGCUCAAAGCCAUAAUCAUCAAAUAAUGGCUCAAAUUCCUGCAAAUCUUCAGACACCAUCAACACUACAACGCUUUCUGUACAAGCCAGAUAUUGCACCUCUCUUCUCAUACAAGGAUAUACGGGAACAAAACCGCCGCUUGUACCAGUUAUUGCCAGAGGCCAAUUUCCCAAGCUUCAGGCAGCAUCUUGCUGCUCAGAAUCAUACCAACCGGCUCAUGGGGAAACUUUAUAGCCAGAAAUUGAGGAAGAAAGUAGUAAAGGGUCAAGUGUCCCAUGCACAUAAGGAUGUUGUGACACCGCUUGCAUCUCGGACAAAAUACUGAAGCAAAGUUCUACUAGAAAUUCUCUGCAGUGUAUCUUGAAAAUUUCACACAGUCAUGCACCUCGAGUACAAUAAAUAUCCAUUGUGUAACAAUAUAAUUUCUUCCAUUAUGUCUUCUGUGGCAGCACACCAGAUUGAUGUCAGAGAUUGGUAUAUUAUACAUCAGGAUUGGCAAGUGUGGUACAGUAUUAUCCAAAGAUUUUUAAUUUGCAAGCACUAAACUUAGGGAUCAUAUGCUACCUGGAGACAAGGUCAAGCAAGGGGAUGAUAAAUCCAUGUCCACAGAUCAAGCCUCUUGCAAGGAUGAAUGGACCUCCAAAGAUGAAGGGUGAUGAAGGUAUACAUGGAUAACCUCAAGAGCACUAAAGAGAUAUAGGUACCUUGAUGCUAGCAAAGGCUUCAUCUAGGGAAUUGAGCGAUUUUCCUUUUGCCUUCUAUUGAACCUAGUUGCUGCCCAUUUUCCCCAGACACCGAUACCUGUGUUUAGUACUCCCCCUUGAAUUUAUUAAUAUUGCCUAUUAGGUACAUUCAUUGAAAUGAGGGAAUGCAAUAAAUAGAUAUUAAAUUUUUAUUUUGUAUUUGUCACAGUGGUCAUAUAAAAGGUAUUUUACAGUAGUGUUUUA